Osmia bicornis bicornis is the source of this 3270-nucleotide messenger RNA. RefSeq lists its product as uncharacterized. The record is from RefSeq and is a predicted model, not a curated record. Gene Ontology annotation, biological process: proteolysis. Bases 1 to 3270 code for a protein of 1089 amino acids. The transcript is spliced from 3 exons. Gene Ontology annotation, molecular function: aspartic-type endopeptidase activity. Lineage: Eukaryota; Metazoa; Arthropoda; Insecta; Hymenoptera; Megachilidae.
AUGCCUGCGACGGAAUACGCGGAUAUUUUACGGGAACAGGAGGAGCUCGAAGCCCAGGACAGUGCUUACGUGGACCAAGACCGCUUUUCUACGAUCGAAGAAGCUUAUCUUCAGGUCGCGGCUCAGAUGGCUCAGUACCAAGAGGACCUCGCCGUUCCCAACCUUCAGGAUGUACGGAAAUUGCUGUACCUUAAAUCGGCCUUGACCGGAGAAGCAGCGGAGGUCAUCCAAAAUACGCCAAUCACCGAUGCUGGAUACCAAGGAGCCUGGGAGGACCUUGGGCAGCGGUACGGGAACUUGCGUCUUCUGUCUUUCGCGCACCACAGGGCACUUCUUUCCUGCCCUCUCGCGCAACAACAGUCUGCCGCGGAAUUGAAACGGCUGUUAGAUACCUUCAAACAGUCGAUUAGAGCGUACACUGCGCUGAACAAACCAGUACCUCAGUGGGAUGAGUGGUUUGUUUAUUUCUUAAGCCAAAAAUUGGACAAAACCACGCACCUGGUCUGGGAAACCUCUCUAGCUGAUAGUCGCGACGUAACGUCGUUCCGGCAGCUUUCUCUUUUUCUGGAAAAUCGCAUCCAAGCGUUGGAUGCUGCUCAGGAGGCCGACCCAGUGUUGCAUCCCGCGACAACAAAAGGUGCUCAGGCUAAAACAAAAAAGGAGGCGCCUGUAAAACGCACUAAUGUAGCAGUCUUAACUGCUUCGGCAAAGAGUCCCGCCCCUCGUAAGUGCCCCUCGUAUGCUGGAAAUCAUAACUUUGCUUAUUGUUCUAAGCUAAAGGCGCUCCCACCUCGGCGCCGGAAGGAGCGAGCUCAGCAACUACAGGCGUGCUUUAAUUGCUUGACCGUUGGCCACGACUCAACCAAGUACCCGUCAAGCCAAGUCUGCUUAGCGUGUGGCCACAAGCACCACGCGCUGCUCCAUAAUGCGAUGGCGAGUCCCACGAAGAAUACGCCCGCGAACAACGGAGACGUUUCGACAUCGCAAACCUCAACGGCCUCCACCGAAACAGAAGAGAAGGGCGUGGCCGCUUCCUUUGCCUGUUCAGCUACCACUCGACCCGCCGCACUCUUAGCGAUGGCCAAGGUGAGGGUGGAGGCGCCAUCAGGAGAACUUCUCGAGGUCAGAGCCUUGCUGGACACCGGUUCGGACACGUCGCUUGUAUCUGCUUGGGUAGCUCAAGCACUCCGUUUGCCACGGCGGGCGGUCAGCGUCGCCAUCUCAGGAGUUCAGGAGAAUGAGAGCGGAGUGGCGAAAAGUGAGGUUUCUCUUUCCUUACGCUCUCGUAUGGAACCCAGCUUUCGUUUGUCGGUUCGAGCGUUGGUGCUGCGGAAACUCACUGCGUUACUUCCCGCUCGAGCAGUGCACUCACAAUCUUGGCCGCAUCUUCAAGGAGUGACUCUUGCGGAUCCGGAAUACGGAGUACCCUGUCGUGUCGACUUAAUCCUGGGAGCUGAUAUUUGUGGAGUUUUGUUACAGGACGAGUCGCGGGUCGGGCCGGUUGGCACACCGACGGCGAGGCGCACUCCUUUCGGGUGGGUGUUGAUGGGCCCAGUCUCCGAUACCAAAGGACAAGGCAGCAAGGCGGUCCUCCACAGUCUUCACUGCCAAACGGACGACUCAACCAAUAGGCUGCUUCGACGCUUUUGGGAGGUCGAAGAGCUACACGAGCAGCCUCCGUUAUCACCAGAGGAACAGGAAUGUGAGAAGCACUUUCGAGAGACGCAUUCUCGGGACGAAACCGGCCGCUAUUCGGUACACCUCCCUUUCAAAUUGGAUCCAAGCUUCGCCCUGAAGCCCUGCAGAUCAACGGCGCUAAAGUUUCUGCUCAGCUGUGAGCGCAAGUUGGCAUCCAACGAAGCCUGGCGAGACAAGUACUCGCAGUUUAUGGAGGAAUAUGCAGCCUUGGAUCACAUGGAGGCGUUACCGGGGUCUGCGGUUCAGGAUCCAGCUUACUAUCUACCUCACCAUGCAGUGGUGAAGCGAUACGACUCUAGCGGCAAAAUCAGGGUCGUCUUCAACGCCUCCUUUCGCACCGCCACUGGAUCCUCUCUUAACGACUGUUUGAUGCCUGGACCGAAACUACAGUCAGACCUCUGGAUGAUUCUAACACGAUGGCGCUUAUUUCGAGUAGUAUUUACCUCGGAUAUUGUUAAAAUGUUCCGACAGAUUCGAGUACACCACACGGAUGCGGACUGGACCAGGAUACUUUGGCGCUCCAGACCCGAUCAACCUGUACAGGACUUCAGGCUCAAGACCGUCACCUAUGGCACAGCCUGCGCACCCUUCCUAGCGCUGAGGGUGUUGGUCCAACUUGCUGAAGAUGAGGAGGAGCGUUUCCCGCUGGGAGCGGUCGCAAUUCGUCGGCAUUCGUAUGUGGACGACAUUCUUGCCGGAGCCGACGACGAGAAAGCAGCCCUGGAAUUGAGACGACAGGUUAUCUCCAUCCUGCAGUCGGGAGGAUUCGAUCUGAGCAAAUGGGCAUCGAAUAAACCAAGCUUGCAGGAAGCGAAAGAAUUUCAAACGUGCGUGUUCCAGGACUACCCUGGAGUCAGUACCUUGGGGGUCGUCUGGAGGCCAAACACGGACACCUUCUCUUUGCGUGUUCUUCCGCCUCUCAAUGAGCCCACGCGAUACACUAAAAGGCGUAUCCUCUCGGAAGUAGCCAGCCUCUUCGACCCUUUGGGAUGUGCGGCCCCUGUUUUAAUUUUUGCAAAGAUUCUUAUGCAGGAUCUUUGGAUAAUUGGCGCAGAAUGGGAUGAGGACUUACCUGAGCAACUACUUUCCGCAUGGGAAACCUUCCAAAGUGCGCUGAGCCAACUCGACGCUUUGGCAAUUCCUCGCUGGACGAAUUACUCAGCGGACAUUGCGCAACUGGAGCUGCACGGGUUCUGCGAUGCCUCCCAGCGAGCCUAUGCAGCCGUCGUCUACCUGCGAGUGUCCAGGGGAGAAUCCAGCGUAGCCACACUACUUGUGGCAAAAACCAAGGUGGCACCGGUCAAGGCACUUAGCAUACCACGACUGGAAUUGUGCGGCGCGGUGCUACUUUCCAAACUAAUAGCGGAAGUACAAAAGGGAUUGACCUUACCAGCAACCAUCACGGCUUGGACGGACUCCAGCGUUACCCUCCACUGGAUAAGAGGGCAUGCCUCAACCUGGAAGCCGUUUGUUGCCCACAGGGUUGCUACCGUGCAGUCCAAUGUUCCGCCUCAAAAUUGGAGACACGUGGCAACCAAACACAACCCUGCGGAUUUGGCUACAAAGGGAUAA